AUGCGCACGCUUCGGUUCCCGCUCGACGAGCUGCUGAAAGGAAAAGGAGAGUUCCGUUGGACUGCCGAGUGUCAGCGUUCUUUCGACCGGUUCAAGGAGAUCCUUGGUUCCGACCUUCUGUUGACCCACUACGAUGCUGAAGGUGGAUCAGCACGCGACACGAGCGCUUACGAAGGCGGAGAUGGGCUACAGCCAGCCGGAUCGCGAAGGACUGCCAAUGGUGUUCGCUGUAACGAAAUUCCACAAAAUGAUUUUCGGCGCUGGGCGCUGACGUUGCUGUUGUACGACUUCACCAUCGAGUACGUGCAAACGGAGAAGUUCGGGAAUGCCGAUAUCCUGUUGAGGCUGAUCAACAACCACGCCAAGCCUGACGAGGAUUACGUGAUUGCGAGCGUGAUUUUGGAGGAAGAUUUGCGGUUUGUGGCGGACGAAGCAGUAAGCUGUCUUCCGCUCAGUUUCAAGUCGGUGAAACAGGAGACGCAAUCCGACGAACAGCUGUGCAAAGUGUACCGAUACUUUCGAGAAGGCUGGCCGGAAGAGGCGAAGAUCGUGGAUCCGGAGAUACGCCGGCUCCAUGGAAAUCGAGAUUCACUGUGCACCGUUCGGAGAACGCUUCGUGAUUCCCGAGAAGCAUCGGCAGCGGUGUCUGCGGCAGCUGCACCGGGGACACCCCGGAAUCCCACGAAUGAAGGCGUUGGCAAGGAGUUAUCAAGGAGUCCACCGAAAGAAGCACCCGUUCCGUGGCCACGACCAACUGGCCCAUGGAAGCGAGUUCAUGUGGAUUACGCCGGUCCCAUCGACAGAGUGCAUUACUUGCUGGUAGUCGACGCGCAUUCGAAGAGGCCAGAAGUGGUUCCAACACAACGGAUCACUUCCACAGCCACGAUCAGCAUCUUGAGAAGCAUCUUUGCCCUGCUGGGAUUGCCUGAAACGCUCGUCAGCGACAACGGGACGCAAUUCACGAGCAGCGAGUUCCAGCAGUUCUGCAGCGACAGUGGCAUCUAUCACGUCACCACGGCACCGUUUCAUCCACAGUAG
This is a messenger RNA of Aedes albopictus (Asian tiger mosquito), 1038 nucleotides long. RefSeq lists its product as uncharacterized. Gene Ontology annotation, biological process: DNA integration. The record is from RefSeq and is a predicted model, not a curated record. The transcript has 3 exons. Bases 1 to 1038 code for a protein of 345 amino acids. Gene Ontology annotation, molecular function: nucleic acid binding. Lineage: Eukaryota; Metazoa; Arthropoda; Insecta; Diptera; Culicidae.